AGGAAUAGAUCGGUGCCAUGGCAGUGGGGGGAGGGAAAAGAGCAUAAAGAACCAUGGCGCGGCAAAUUCCCAUCCUCAACUUCCAGCGAGGAGAUUUCUGCUGCACUCUCUUUGCAUCCCUCACCUUGUUUUGUGCUGCUUUCCUCCUUGCUGCAUGGCUCCCAGUCGAAACCUCCGACAGGGACUCUGCUGUGAAUGUAGUGAUUUUCAUCUCAUCUUUGGGUAGUGCAGUACUGCUGAUUUUCGCUUUUCUCAAGCUGAUAUGCGGGUAUGGCGAUGUUUGCACAGCGGAUGAAUACGAACAGGCCGAGGAGGAAAUCAGCAUCCUUACCCCAACAACGCCAAAUAGAUCAAGUUGGAAUGACGAGGUGUUGUUUGCACAAGCAGUGCCAGAGGUGUUGCCAAAGCCUGAAGCACCUGCCAAGUCUGUGAACCCGGCGGUACCCGAUCUGCAGUUCUUGUACCAGGCUGACGAGCUCGCUUCCAUUCCGGGCUCUCGGGCUUCUGAGAAAGAUUUCACUCGUAAGCAUCGAACAUGGGACAUUCAAAGAGACGCAUAUGAUAUGACAGGAGAUAGAAAGAGCAUCAGAGACACCAUAGUUGAGGCAGGUUUGGUUCUAGAACCCAUCAAGCAAUCCAUCCAGAUGAACGGUGAAGUGUUCCCUGCUGGAACUUUCUGCGUUUCGGACAUCAAGAAAGGAAGUCCGUGUGAGAGACAAGGCACGUGCCGGGUGGGGGAUCUGGUCUUGAGUGUGAACUCAAAGAGGCUGGUUGAGGGAACUCCUGUAGAUGAAGUGCAUCACCUGCUAGUGGGAAAAGUUGGAACCUCCAUCUUGAUCCAAAUCUUCCCGAAAGACAGCAUGACUUAUCUGACCAGACAUGUCA
This is a messenger RNA of Guillardia theta CCMP2712, 885 nucleotides long. RefSeq lists its product as hypothetical. Gene Ontology annotation, molecular function: protein binding. The transcript is spliced from 3 exons. The annotation marks the transcript as partial. The record is from RefSeq and is a predicted model, not a curated record. NCBI's taxonomy places the organism in Eukaryota, Cryptophyceae, Pyrenomonadales, Geminigeraceae.